This is a messenger RNA of Ceratotherium simum simum (southern white rhinoceros), 3716 nucleotides long. The record is from RefSeq and is a predicted model, not a curated record. NCBI's taxonomy places the organism in Eukaryota, Metazoa, Chordata, Mammalia, Perissodactyla, Rhinocerotidae.
GCACUGCCAUGAACCAGUUCCAGACCAUCCUGACUCACGUCCGGAUGCUGCUGUCCAGCCACUGGCCGAGCCAGGUACAGGCCCUCCUGGACAGUAUGCUGGCAGAGGAGCUUCUCUCCAGGGAGUACUACUGCGCCCUGCUCCAGGAGCCUGAUGGCGAGGCUCUGGCCAGGAAGAUCUCCUUGACCCUGCUGGAGAAAGGAGACCUGAACUUGGCCCUCUUGGGGUUGGCCUGGAGUGGGCUGCAGGCCCCGGCAGCUGAGAGGGACCCUGGCUACAAGGACCCUGGUGGCAGUGGACAGUGUGCUGCUAUGGAGUUGGGGCCACUAGAAGGCGGGUACCUGGAGCUUCUCAACAGCAAUGCUGACCCUUUCCAGCUCUACCACUUCUAUGACCAUAUGGACCUGGCUGGAGAAGAAGAAAUCGAGCUCUGCUCAGAACCCGACACGGACACCAUCAACUGCGAACAGUUCAGCAAGCUGUUGUGUGACAUAGCAGGUGAUGAAGAGACCAGAGAGGCAUAUGCCAAUAUCGCGGAACUGGACCAGUACGUGUUCCAGGACUCCCAUCUGGAGGGCCUGAGCAAAGACAUUUUCAUCGAGCACAUAGGAUUGGAAGAAAUGAUCAGCGAGAGUGUGGAGGUGCCGGAGGAAGCAGGGCAGAAAAGUCAGAAAAGACCCUUCCCCGAGGAGCUGCCGGCUGACCAGAAGCACAGAAAGCUAGCCGAGCCCCCCGCUGUGCCCCUGGUGACUGGCAGUUUCCUGGUGGGACCAGUGAGUGACUCCUCGACUCUGCCCUGUCCAUCACCGGCUGCUCUGUUUAACAAGGAGCCGGAAUCCAGCCAGACCCGGCUGGAGGAAACCGUCCUGACGCCCGUGCCCCCCUCCAGUUCCUUGUUGAGCUGCCUGAGUCUCCCUGCUGGACCCAUCCAGAUCAUCCCCACACUCCCCACUCUGCCCCAGGGGCUCUGGCAAAUCUCAGGGGCUGGGACAGGGGUCUCCGGCGUGUUCAUCUACCAAGGCGAGGUGCCCCAGGCCAGCCAGGUGCCCCCUUCCAGCAGCCCAGCUGUCCACGGCCUCCCGAAGUCCCCAGACCGGCCCGGUUCCACCAGCCCCUUCGCCCCAUCGGCAGCUGACCUCCCCGGCAUGCCCGAACCAGCCCUGACCUCCCGGGCCAAUGUGACAGGUAAGGACGAGGUGUCCCCCACCCAAUGCUCGGCAGCUCGCGACGUCCCCAGCAAGCCUCCAAAAUGGCCUGAGAGUGUGGAGCAGUUCUGCCGCUCGCUACAGGACAAGCACCAGGCCGAGCCCGCAGGCCCGGACGGCAUCCUGGUGGAGGUGGACCUGCUGCGAGCGCGGCUGGAGAGGAACAGCAGCAAGAGCCUGGAGAGGGAGCUGGCCACCCCGGACUGGGCGGAGCGGCAGCCGGCCUGCGGGGGUCUGGCCGAGGUGCUGCUGGCUGCUGGAGACCGGCGGCGGCCGCGUGAGACGCAGGUUAUUGCUGUGCUGGGCAAAGCAGGACAGGGGAAGAGUCGCUGGGCCCGGGCGGUGAGCCGGGCCUGGGCCUGCGGCCGGCUGCCACAGUACGACUUCGUCUUCCACCUCCCCUGCCACUGUUUGGACCGUCCGGGGGACACUUACCGCCUGCGGGAUCUGCUCUUCUCGCUGGGCCCGCAGCCUCUGCCGGUGGACGACGAGGUCUUCAGCUACAUUUUAAGGAGGCCGGACCGCGUUCUGCUCAUCCUGGAUGCCUUCGAGGAGCUCGAAGCCCAAGACGGCUUCCUGCACAGCGCGUGCGGCCCCGUGUCCCCGGAACCCCGCUCCCUCGGGGGGCUGCUGGCGGGCCUCUUCCAGCGCAAGCUGCUGCGCGGCUGCACCCUGCUGCUCACGGCCCGGCCCCGGGGCCGCCUCGCCCAGAGCCUGAGCAAGGCUGAUGCCCUGUUCGAGAUGGCGGGCUUCUCAGCCGAGCAGGCCGAGACCUACGUGAGGCGCUACUUUGAGCUUUCGGGGGGCACUGAGCGCCGGGAGAGAGCCCUGGCGCUCCUCCGGGACCAGCCGUUUCUGCUCGGGCACAGCCACAGCCCCACGGUGUGCCGGGCGGUGUGCCAGCUCUCCGAGGCCCUCCUGGAGCGGGGCGAUGAGGCCGAGCUGCCCUCCACGCUCACCGGACUCUACGUCGGCCUUCUGAGCCCAGCAGCCCGCGACAGCCCCCCGGGGGCCCUGGCGGCGCUGGCCAAGCUGGCCUGGGAGCUGGGCCGCAGACACCAGGGCACCCUGCGGGAGGACCAGCUCCCGUCUGCCGAGGUGAGGGCCUGGGCUGUGGCCAAAGGCUUGGUGCAGCCCAUCCCGGGGGCCCCGGAGCCCGAGCUGGCCUUCUCCAGCUUCCUCCUGCAAUGCUUCCUGGGGGCCGUGUGGCUGGCUCUGAGCGGCGAAAUCAAGGACAAGGAGCUGCCGCAGUAUUUGGCACUGACCCCGAGGAAGAAGAGGCCCUAUGACAACUGGCUGGAGGGCGUGCCACGCUUUCUGGCCGGGCUGGUCUUCCAGCCUCGCGCCUGCUGCCUGGGCGCCCUGGCGGGGCCGGAGGGGACCCCCUUGGCGGACAGGAAGCAGAAGGUGCUCACCAGGUACUUGAAGCGGCUGCAGCCGGGGACGCUGCGCGCAGGGCGGCUGCUGGAGCUGCUGCACUGCGCCCACGAGGCGCGGGACGCCGGGCUUUGGCAGCACGUGGUGCAGGGGCUCCCGGCCCGCCUCUCCUUCCUGGGCACCCGGCUCACGCCUCCCGACACCCGCGUGCUGGGCAGCGCCCUGGAGGCAGCGGGCCGACACUUCUCCCUGGACCUCCGCAGCACUGGCAUUGACCCCUCUGGACUGGGGAGCCUCGUGGGACUCAGCUGUGUCACCCGUUUCAGGGCCGCCUUGAGUGACACGGUGGGGCUGUGGGAGUCCCUACAGCAGCGUGGGGAGGACGAGCUACUCCGGGCGGCGGAGGAGAAGUUCACCAUCGAGCCUUUCAAGGCCAAGACCGUGAAGGAUGUGGAAGACCUGGGCAACCUUGUGCAGAUCCAGAGGACAAGAAGUUCCUCAGAAGACGUAGCUGGGGAGCUCCCUGCUAUCCGGGGCCUACAGAAGCUGGAGUUUGCGCUGGGCCCCGUCCUGGGCCCCCAGGCGUUCCCCAGACUGGUGGGGCUCCUCGAGGCCUUUUCCUCCUUGCAACAUCUGGACCUGGACUCGCUGAGCGAGAACAAGAUCGGGGACGAGGGUGUCGCCCAGCUCUCGGCCACCUUCCCACAGCUGACGGCCCUGGAGACGCUCAACCUGUCCCAGAACAGCAUCACCGAUGUGGGCGCCUGCAAGCUCGCCGAGGCCCUGCCCUCGCUGGCUGCGUCCCUCCUCAGGCUGAGCUUGUAUAAUAAUUGCAUCUGUGACGUGGGAGCUGAGAGCCUGGCACACGUGCUUCCAGACAUGGUGUCCCUGCGGGUGCUAGAUGUCCAGUACAACAAGUUCACAGCCGCGGGGGCCCAGCAGCUCACGGCCAGCCUGAGAAAGUGCCCUCACGUGGAGACGCUGGCGAUGUGGACGCCCACCAUCCCGUUUGGUGUCCAGGAACACCUGCAGCAGCUGGACUCCCGGAUCAGCCUGAGAUGAUCCCGGCUGUGCCCAGGACAAGGUAGCUGGGGUGGGCUUGGGAGGCAGAAAUGCAGGGGCCCCUGGGGUGAG